Molecule: messenger RNA, 1275 nt
Organism: Paraglomus occultum
Lineage: Eukaryota; Fungi; Glomeromycota; Glomeromycetes; Paraglomerales; Paraglomeraceae
Source: the annotation of a GenBank genome assembly
AUGUUCGAUACAUUUGAGGAGAAGAAAUUGACGUAUGAUUAUACAGUGUACCUGAGAUAUCUACAUGUCGGUAUGCUUCAUAAGGCGGUUCAGCAAUGGUCAAGUGACACAUUGGGAGACGUCGAGCAAGAAGUCAUAUUUAACAUAGUCGGUGAAUUGUUCAAACUCUUAGUUACUCGUAGUUCGAAAAUAAUUUGUCUUUCAAUCGAUGUUCCGGACUUAUGCGUCAGCGAUAUUGGAUCCUAUCUAUGCAUUCAAGUUAAACCGUAUCCACCGGCUGCACUAAGUUAUCUUCAGGAAUUUAUUUGCUGUGGUUAUUUCGCGAAGAAAUCUUUGUUUGAGAAUUUGGCGAAAGUAGCUAAAAACAUCAAACGGAUGAGUAUUAAUCAUUAUCAGGAUGAUUAUAAAACAGUCGCAGCGAAGGGCUUUGCUGAACUGAUUGAGAAUCAAAACGGAUUAGAGCUAUUCGAACUGUCAGUCAGUGAUCCGCCGAAAUUAGGCUUUCUACCAUCAUUAGGCACUCAGGCAAAUUCGUUGACUCAGGUUAUAUUUCAGGGGAUUGACUUUGGUGAGAGGAUUGUAUUGGAAUGUUUGGUUAAAUGCAAGAAUUUGGAACGCCUUUUUUUUUGUUUUUGCGAGAACGUGACUGAACGAGUGAUCGAGCCUUUGGCAAACACGACAUUACCGAAGUUAAGAGACAUAAAGUUUCACCUAAAUUAUCGACCUCCAUUGAACUUGCCAUUACUGUUUGAGAACUCUGGCCUUACAAUAAGAUUACUACGACUUUCAUGGCAAGUAGUUGGUCCCAAUGUGCUGCCUGUCGACUUUAUUGGGAGAAUUGUUGUAAGCUGCCCCAACAUUAGUAUCUGUGAAGCAAACUUGAACAAUAAUGAUUUGAUUACAUUAUUGAAUCACUGCCAUAUUCUUGACCAGGUUGUAAUACGUAAUAGUAAUCGAUCCGAAACAAUAAUCGAUGAAUUUCUUCCAGAAUAUGGAAGACUUAUGCCUCCAACACUUACAUCACUAACUAUUUAUGAACAGUGGACAUUCUCGGCAGAUGCAUUAGAGAGGUUUCUAUCAUACAAUAAUGUUAAUUUAAGAACUUUAUGUUUUAGAUAUUCGGCACUAUUAAGAGAUGAACACAUUAAAGUUUUAAUUAGAUAUGCUGUAAGGAAAAGGACAUUGAAAGUUUUAAAUCUAGGGUACUUUUCAAAUAUUAGUAAAGAAUGCAUGGACGAACUUAAAAGUGUUGUUGAAGAUGUAUAUAAUGUUUGA